Molecule: messenger RNA, 1053 nt
Organism: Fraxinus pennsylvanica
Lineage: Eukaryota; Viridiplantae; Streptophyta; Magnoliopsida; Lamiales; Oleaceae
Source: the annotation of a GenBank genome assembly
AUGGAGCAAACGAUUGUUGAAAAUGGAGUUACAGAGACUCAACUGCUUCCUGCUCGUGAUGAUGCAUAUGGGGGAGUUGUUGUGGAAAUGGAGAAGCCUAUGGACCCCAAUUUCUUUCAUAAAAUGCUUAAAGCUUCGCUCUUACAAUGGAAGCUGCAGGGCAAGAAGGUGGAUUUCGACGGAAUUAUUGUGUGCGGUGUAUCUAUCUCGCAGUUGAGCUGCGGCUUAAUGGAGCAAACGAUUGUUGAAAAUGGAGUUACAGAGACUCAACUGCAAGGACGAGCACUUCUACGUAUACCGGGAGUUGUAGUGGAAAUGGAGAAGCCUAUGGACCCUAAUUUCUUUCAUAAAAUGCUUAAAGCUUCGCUCUUACGAUGGAAGCUGCAGGGCAAGAAGGGUGUGUGGAUCAAAUUACCAAUUCAACUUGCAAAUCUUGUUGAAAUUGCAGUCAAGGAAGGAUUUUGGUAUCAUCACGCUGAGCCUCAUUACUUGAUGCUAGUAUACUGGAUUCCUGAAACUAUCAAUACCAUCCCUGCACAUGCAACACACCGAGUUCGAAUUGGUGCCAUUGUCCUGAAUGAUAAAAGAGAGUUGCUUGUUGUUCGAGAAAAGUAUGGCAGGUUUCGGGAAAGAGGAAUUUGGAAGAUUCCAACCGGAAUACUUGACCAAGGUGAGGAUAUUUCUGUAGGUGCAAAAAGAGAAGUACAAGAGGAAACAGGAAUUGAUACAGAAUUUACUGAUGUUCUAGCAUUCAGACAAAUGCACAAGUACUUUUUCGAGAAGUCGGAUUUAUUCUUUCUUUGCAUGCUACGACCUCUAACCUUUGACGUUAAAAAUCAAGAUUCAGAAAUCACGGGAGCUCAGUGGAUGCCAAUUGAGGAAUAUGCUGCGCAACCUUUAGCGCAUGAAGACUGGAUGUUCAAGGAUGUCAGUGAUUUAUGCUUAGCAAAACUAGACAAGAAUUACAAUGGAUUAUCUCCAUUGCCAAUAACAUCAUUUUUCAAUGAUUUGGUAAGCUACCUUUAUGUCAACAAACAUGACUUGAACCUGUAA